This is a messenger RNA of Penicillium diatomitis, 309 nucleotides long. RefSeq names its product elongin C. Gene Ontology annotation, cellular component: elongin complex. Gene Ontology annotation, molecular function: protein-macromolecule adaptor activity. Gene Ontology annotation, biological process: ubiquitin-dependent protein catabolic process. Bases 1 to 309 code for a protein of 102 amino acids. Lineage: Eukaryota; Fungi; Ascomycota; Eurotiomycetes; Eurotiales; Aspergillaceae. The transcript has 3 exons. The record is from RefSeq and is a predicted model, not a curated record.
AUGGCAAGCCAGACUCAAUCUGUCUACGUGACGCUUGUCUCUAGCGAUGGAUUCGAAUUUAUCAUUCCUCGCAGCGCUGCCUGCAUAUCUGGCACAAUUCGGCGUAUGCUCGACCCAGCAAGUAAAUUCUCGGAGGCUCUGACAGGUCGGUGUGUACUCGAAACACUAAAUGGUGUUGUUUUGGAGAAAGUCUGCGAGUACUUUUUGUAUAAUGAGAAGCACAAGGAUCAGGCCAAUGUCCCAGAUAUGGAAAUUCCAGCUGAACUGUGUCUGGAGCUUCUGAUGGCUGCUGACUACCUGGACACCUGA